AUGGCGAAGCCGGAAGUCGCGAACACACGCGACGCCAACUUGGCCCGGUCGGUUCCGGGCAAGGACUCGCGGCGGCAACAGAUGGCUGCGUCCUUGGCCGCGUCGGACGGCCGAGAGAAUGAGUCGAAUGGAAAUUCGGAUAUCGAUAAAGUCGAUAUUCCCGCCGCGUCAGGCGGGAACGAGACUGUCGCGAAUUACAGGCUCGGUGGUCAUUCACAGCGGAAGUUGCUGUGGAUCCCCGUGGACCAGGAUCGUCAGCGAGGUGAAGCGGUUACAGGCGAUCCUCGCGACGAUCGAUCCGACGAUCACGCUCGUCGCAAACGAUCGACGUACUCGUUGGAAAAUGUCGAGUCUGACGACGAGGUAGCCGAGGACGCCGAGAGCAGCAAGGCGGCGGCGGCGGCGGCAAGCCCCGACGAGAAGCAAGACGAUAGCGAAGAAUACCUGAAUCAGAACGCGGAAGAGUUCGCGGCCGAUUCUAAUGACAGGGAAGCGGGCGUGAUGGAGGAGGGCGAAGGGGAGGACCGAGCGUCGGCCGGUCGGAGGAUCGAUCCUGUGAAGGCUAAAGUCGACAUGUUGAUCAAGCGGAGGCUCGACAAGAAGGGCGGCGAUUACAGGCGGCGAUUACAGAAGCGCACCGCUUUGGAUACGAUCGAGUAUUACGAUUACGAUGGCGACGAAGAGCAAGAGACGCGCGACGCGUUGGCGGACGAACGGGCGGACGCGGGACUUUCGCCGGACGAUAAGACGAAGAUAAAGCGCGACGGCAAAGUGCAGGUUUGUCGGCUGGGCGAAUUAGGGAAGAAGAAGAACGAGAACGAGGAGGCAGUGACGAAGGAGGAGCGCGAGAAGUCGCGAUUGAGGAACAAAGAGCCGAAGGAGGAGUUCAUCGUCGACCUCGGCGAGCCUAAGAAUAAGACCGCGGGAACUGGUCGGAAAGACGGCAAGUCGGCCGCAGAUUCGUCAGAGUCGAGCCUCGAGAAUCCGUUCGAAAACGAGCGAGAACGGUCGGUCGAGGAAAACGCGGGGAAGAUUCGUGAGAGCCAAGACGUCGUGAAUGAGAACCGUCGGGGCGAGGUGGCGGCGAGUGCGAAAUCGAAAUGGUCAGAAGAGUCGUUUGAGAACAAAAUGACAUCAUCGGGUGACUCAGAAGCGUCGUCAGGAGGUAGCUCUAGCGAGAAAAUCACUUGGAACGAUCCGUCGAAGUACGCGUCCAAUGCGCGCGUAAAUGUGGAUCCUGAUAUCAUCGAGAAUAUUUUAUCGAAUCUACAGCCGAUCAAAAUUUUGGAGCGAGAUAAGCAGUCGAAAACCGCGGAGGACCUCUACGAAGAUUUCGACGGCGAGCGGCCGGAGGAUCGUUACUAUUAUCGAGAGAACGAUCGGACGCCGUCGAACGACGUCGAGCCUCUGUACGAGGAAUUAAAGAAAGUGUACGAUUGGCCGGAGGGUGAAUUAAAGAGCGGACCCCGGCUCAGAGGCGAUCAAAGACUGCGCUAUGAAUCGGAUGAUAAGCUUGAUACGGAGCCCUCUCAAUUACGGCCAUUGGACGACGGAUUAUUCGGCUCGAAUCAAAACGACGAUGCACAGAGGAGACUCCACUCGGCCGAUGCAUCUUGGACGACCGCGGCGCCGGCGAGCAGUUAUCUCACGCUCAAAGUCACGGACGACAUGUUUAAAGGCGGCUUCGAGCAAAGCAGCGUCGUCCAGGAAAAUUCGCCGAGCCUGCCUUCCUUCAAAGCGUGCACUCAGUCGAAGGUGUCGAAAAUAACGGCAGGUGAAAGCAGCUCGCUUGCGGGUGGAAACGCGCCAGGACGACCGACGAUCGACGUCGAAACUCGCAAGUCCGACGAGCGCGACGCGCUCAAGCGAGAUGCGAAGAGGCAAACUGCGGCUAUCAGCCCGCAGGACUUGCGCGAGUCCUUCGUGGAAUCGCUGGACUGGCGCGACGACGAUUUUGACGACGACGCGAGAGUCAGGUUCGGCAGGAGCCUGAAGGCCGUGGAGGAGACGCCGAUUCCGAGCGGCGCGAACGAGACUGCGAAUUCCGAGCCUCGCGAUCCUCCGGGAGCUUCGCGCGACGAUUUAUCCACCUCGCAGGAUCGGCGCUGCAAUGCAACCGCGGGCGCGACCAUCGUCCUGGACACUCGCCGUGACAUCGGCGAUCGCAGCAUCGACAAAACGGUAGAAUCGAUCUCGACGAAUACGAUUCGCGCGGAAGAUCCUGAGGCUGCCGAGCAAACAGACGCGAAUCAGCCGACUCAGCGGAUCAGACGUUCGGCCGCGUCGUAUCGCGCGUUUGCCGACGACGCGGACGGGAGUCUGGUUGAUCGGCCGCGUCUCCGGGACGUCCUGGAGGAUCGUGCCGACGGCGUGUAUCGCGGCUACGCGACUCCGAACUGGCACGACGACAUGCUCGAGCGGUACUCGACGAGGCUUCGGAGCGUUGACUCGGGGAAGCGCGGGAAAAAUGGAAAAGCUAAUAACAAGAAGAAAAAAAAGAAGAAGAAGAAGAAAGAGGAGGAGGAGGAGGAGGAGGAGGAAGAGAAGAGUCAACUCUCUGCAAACAUCCCGCAGAAACACGCGAAGGAAGGCGGUGGUUUGCAUUCCUCUUGGAAUAAUCGGCGCAACGGAGAACGUCGCACGCAUCGAUCCGACACGUUGAAGAGCGACGAUCGAGGCGAUUGGAAGCCGAGGAAAAAUCAGAGGAGGAAGCAGAAGGAGAACAGAGCCGAGGCGUCUCGCUCGAGUGGACGUAGCAGUAGCCAGAAGAGCAGAACGGCCGAUCGGGGGCGGUCGCUUGACGCGGGGUCGACCGGGGUGUUGGGUGAAAGGGUGCUUUAUGAGAACGCGGAGGAUCAGAGUGUGAGUGUGCGAGGAGGGUCGAGGGAGGAAUACGGGACGACCGCGCGGCGAUCGCGUCUCCGCGCGGAAGUCGUCGUCGCGAGCGCCGCUCCGGAUGAUAAAAGGAGAAAAGAAUUACGGAUGAUUUUUCAGACAGUGAAGCCGCUGGAGGAUGACGCGCGGCGAAAGGAAAUUACGCUGCUCCUCGCAGCCGACAACGUCGACGACGAGUCGCAGAUGGACGUGGCGCUUCGCGGCGAGCUGGCUGGGAAAAUCGUCCGGCAGAUAUUCGAGCAGGUUGAAAAGAACGAGCGAUUGAGGAGCGUCUUCGGCCCCGGACUUGAUCGUGACUUUAAAACGGAGGACGUGACGGCGGCUUAUCCGCGGGGACUCGACGACGGCGGAGCGAAUCACACGGAGACGACGAUGAAGCGAGUCAUGGAGCUGCUCGGCAGACUGAUUCUGAACGAAGUGCAGAGGAAGACUUGCGUCUCCUUAUCCGCGGGCAUGCGAGACUUUCUAGGAUGGAUCUUGGAAGUGGAUCGAGAGGAGGAGUCGGUGGACGACGUACGUUCCGUCGUAGCGCGCGCCACUAUUCGUACCGCGCAGGCACCACCGUUGCCGUUGGUCCGCGAGAAGGUCGUCCUGGAAGGAGAUUCGGGAGCCAAAUUCUUGUUCGACAGCACCUCCGACCGAGAAGCGAACAUUAGCGACCUGCAGAAGAAAGCGCGAGUGUUGGAAUCCCUCGUGAAGGAAUACAACGCCCUGACGGCGCAAGAGAAAACGAGGGUUCAGACGGUCCACGAUUACUUGACUCGCCAAUUAAAUCUGCUCCUGCGGCAGAUCGAAGCGCGAGAGGCCGCGGAUACGAAAGCGGAGGCGCGCGCUGGAGCCGCGAGAGCUCGAACCGGGAACAUUCUGCAAUAUCAAAACGCGAUACCUAAUAAUGCUAAUGCAAGCUACCCGAUGACGACGAGGGACGCGUUCCCUUCGCCGAUCGACGCGCGUAAUUUUCUCCGGUUCGACAACGCCACGUUUGGAAUGGCAGAUCGCGUCGCGCCUCGUCGCCGAGAAACGCGCAGCCUUGACCGGACGAAGCGGCGUCACCGCUCGAGGAAGCACCAGAGCAGCGAGGAUCGCGGAAAGCCGAAGCCGAAGCCGAAGCGUCGGGGACGUCGCAAGCAUCGGGAUCGCGCGAGCUCGUCAUCCGGGUCGCGACGGAAACGCGCGAAUCCGGAAAAAAACCGUCGGACCUCACUUUACUCGGGCUACGAGGCGCCGACGAUUUACGACUCGCUCGACGUCCUCGACGCGGAAUUGACGGGCAAGCGGAGAAAGAGGGAGCAGGAGUCGGCCCGUAGGAAAGCUGGCAGCGAUGGGUCGGCCGAUUUGUUGCCGAUAAAGGGGAAGAAUCGCCUGGAAGACGAAGUGAUACUGCUCAAUAAGCGCGAGGCUUGGCGGAGGGAGAACGAGGAGCAGCUGGAGGAGGUCGCGUUCGGCAAGGACAUGAGGGACAACGCGAGCAGGGAGCGUGAACGGUUCGCGAAAUUGACGGAAGCGGACAAACGGAGGCCGACCGACGACGAGAGUCCCAGGACGAGGCGAGAGGAACUCGCGGCUGGCGUGACGGCGAACGCGAGUCGUCCCGACGGUUCUCGCGCGACGUUCUCUUCCGAGAUCGAUGACGGCACGAACGAGUUGGAGAAAGUCGCGGGAAAGAGUACGAACGGGGAGAGCGAUAACAGCGCGACGGGAGAGAACGAUCUGAGAUCGCUGGAGCGCGGCAUCAAUGUUUUCGCGGAUAACGAAAGCGAAACUGCGGACGCGAGCGAGAAAUCAAGCGCGAUAAACGCGACAUCCGAUAACCAUGUUAGGGGAGAACUCGACGCGAUAAAUUGCGAGGCAAAAAUUGACAACGCGAGCGACAGCGGAGCUGCCACAGCGGGUCCAGCGAGCUCGACAGCGGCACGACGAGAAGUCUCGAAAAUACCGAAAGAGAUACACGAUAACGCUGUUAAAUUCAACCGAGCGGAGGACGAGCUGGACCCCGAAGUCGAGUUGAAAGAUCUGAGAAAGAGAGCGGAGAGAGAGGAGAGAAUCUGCGGCGUCAUGCAUCAUGGGAACUCGACUCGCCACGGUGACGACGAUGACGACGAUGACGGCAACAGUGACCGCAUCGGUAAUAAAUUAAAAAAUAGAUGCACGAGCCGCUUCGACAAGCUGACAGUUGACGCGGCCUCAAUUCCCGGGAAUAAUUCGGAGUUUGUAAGAUCAAGAAGCGAUCAACGGUCGACCGAUGUUGUCGACUGGAAGCUAACGCCGAUAACGAGGCGACGGGGGUGUAAACGUCGGCGUUCGUUGAUGCGAGAGAAUUAAUUCAACCGAUGGGGUUAAUUCAACCGAUCUUUCUCUCCCGCGCGGUUAAUCGACACGGCGCAAUGUGACGCGUCGAGGGGAGGGAGAUAAAAUACGGUGCGAAGCAACGUCGACGAGUGUAAUUCGGGUGAAAAAGAUUUCUCUCUCUCUCUCUCUCUCU
Molecule: messenger RNA, 5377 nt
Organism: Harpegnathos saltator (Jerdon's jumping ant)
Lineage: Eukaryota; Metazoa; Arthropoda; Insecta; Hymenoptera; Formicidae
Exons: 12
Coding region: 1-5217 (1738 amino acids)
Source: RefSeq, a predicted model, not a curated record